AUGCAACAAUGGACAUCAUAUGAAUGUACUUAUAUGAAAUAUGAACUCGUUAAAUCUUAAUUUUAUGGAUUUUUUUUUGAGAAUAAAGCUUGUUCGAAAAAUGGAAAAAAUUGCAUUUCAGUUAUAAUAUAUUCAAAAUAGAAAAUUAUGACUCCAAUUAGAAAAGGUUUGUGUUUAGCCGAACAUAAGUUUAUUUAAGCAGUUAAAAAAGGUUGA
Paramecium sonneborni is the source of this 216-nucleotide messenger RNA. Lineage: Eukaryota; Ciliophora; Oligohymenophorea; Peniculida; Parameciidae. The record is from the annotation of a GenBank genome assembly.